Messenger RNA from Doryrhamphus excisus (bluestripe pipefish), 3914 nucleotides. RefSeq names its product cannabinoid receptor type 1B-like. Gene Ontology annotation, biological process: G protein-coupled receptor signaling pathway. Gene Ontology annotation, cellular component: membrane. Gene Ontology annotation, molecular function: cannabinoid receptor activity. The record is from RefSeq and is a predicted model, not a curated record. NCBI's taxonomy places the organism in Eukaryota, Metazoa, Chordata, Actinopteri, Syngnathiformes, Syngnathidae.
UGGCUGCCUGGAUGCAUUUCUCUCACUCCGAUAUCCUCUUCUCCAUCAACAGGCAAAAACAUCAUAUUACCAUGAUAAAUGAUUUUUCUUUAUUUAUUUGUAAUCAACAGUUUUUCAUUAAGAUUGUUUAUUAAGACAGAUGCUUUACUCGGCGUAUAGUUCAAUGAGGAGUCAUGUGUACAAGAGCCAAGUUAAGACACUGAUCCACUGAUCCUCCCUAGCGUCACCUCUCAGCCAUGAAGUUGACUUUACGCCGGCUGGCGAGCACCACUAUGACCGCUCUGACAACAGGGGUGCCGUACCUCGGCUCCAAUGAUGCAAUCUACAACGACGGUUCCAUCCUGGCCAAGACCGGAUUCCGCUCUGAUAAAACCGCUUCCAUUAGUAACUCCAGCAAGGAGGUCAUUUACAACGCCCUCGCUCCUGUUCUGCCCACAAACAUGACCAACAUUCUGCUCGCUAAUGGGACCUCAGUGGAUAGCGGUGGAGUGGCGCAGUGUGCUGACAACUUUGCGGACAACAUGGAGUGUUUUAUGAUCCUGACUCCGGGUCAACAGCUCGCUAUCGUCAUCUUGGCCCUCACUUUGGGGACAUUCACAGUACUGGAGAACCUGAUAGUGCUGUGCGUCAUACUGCACUCUCAGACGCUGCGAUCACGCCCCUCCUAUCACUUCAUAGGCAGCCUGGCCGUGGCCGACCUCAUCGGGAGCAUCAUUUUUGUCUACAGCUUCCUGGACUUCCACGUCCUACACAGGAAAGACAGCCCAGGAGUGUUCCUCUUCAAGCUGGCGGGCGUCAUCGCCUCUUUUACUGCCUCCGUGGGCAGCCUCUUCCUCACCGCCAUCGACCGCUACAUCUCCAUUCACAGGCCCAUGGCGUACAAGCGCAUCGUGACCAAAACCAAAGCGGUGGUGGCCUUCAGCCUCAUGUGGAGCAUCUCCAUCGUCAUUUCACUGCUGCCUCUGCUGGGCUGGAAUUGCAAGCGUCUCAAUUCGGUGUGCUCGGACAUUUUCCCCCUCAUUGACGAGAAGUACUUGAUGUUCUGGAUCGGGGUGACGAGCAUCCCGCUGCUCUUCAUCAUUUACGCUUACAUGUUCAUCCUGUGGAAGUCGCACCAUCACGCCGUGCGCAUGCUGAGACGUAGCUCCCAGAGGAGCGUCAUCAUCUACACGGCGGAGGGCACCAAGGUUCAGGCGGUGAGGCCCGACCAAGCCCGUAUGGACCUCCGCCUGGCCAAGACUUUAGUCCUCAUCCUGGUUGCCCUCAUCAUCUGCUGGGGCCCGCUGCUGGCCAUCAUGGUGUACGACCUCUUUGGGAAAGUGGACGACUUCAUCAAGACGGUGUUUGCCUUCUGCAGCAUGCUGUGUCUUCUCAACUCCACAGUCAACCCGGUCAUCUACGCCAUGAGGAGCAAGGAUCUGCGCAGGGCCUUUAGUAACAUCUGCACUUUGUGUCGAGGAAGUGCGCUACCUCUGGACAACAGCGGAGAGAGCGACGGGUACAGCAGGAGCAUCAGAAGUGGCGUUAGUGGUGCAAACGUGCGAAUCAAAGUGGCACAGGUGUCCAUUUCUGGAGUGACGGAGUCCAUUUCUACUGCAGAGCCAGUGUGAAACUACUGCGGCCUCAGUGUGUCCACAAUAUUUAUACAUACCCUCCCUACUUUUCACUGUGAAAUGUGCCAAAAAGUGUUAACAACCUUCUAAUAGGCAUCUAGAAAAAACACUAGAAAUGCUUAAAUGACCACAACGUCCCCUAUAGGGUAUCUUCCAGUAUCUUCAGCCAUCAGCUUAAUCACAAGAAAUCUUUUCAAGGGACAAUUCAUAUAUAGACAUAAAAUCUGGAUAUAGAGUAGUCAGUGUACAGCUAGUAUAGCACUAAUUAUGACUCGACAAACAACCAUUAUUGUGUAAAUAACUGGCAACACAAGUGAGUAGCAAGAUAACUGCAUCCAUGCAUAGUCUCAGGGCUGAAUGAGUGUUUCCGGCAUUGGAGGGUCUUGGGUUCAACUUCUACUUGGACCCUGUGAACCAGAGCACACCACACAGGCUGGGGCUCAACUGUGGUACUGUUGAGGUGUUAUCACAUCUCUGUUGUUGGGUCUGAUGUUACUCAUCUUCCGCUUCAAAAAUAAAAAGCUACAGAUUCUCUAUGAAAUUCGGAUCAGGCUAAUUUGCAGGUCAGUCCAGCACAGUAAUACCACUGUCGGUGAACCAGUUACCAGUCUAAAGCCCAGGUCAGGAGUUUCUGGGGGGUUUUUAUUAGCAAACUGAGUUCUGUCAGAAUAUACGUGGAUUUUGGGUUUUUCCUUGAGCUGUAUUCUAUAAAAAAGGCCAAAAAAGGUUUUGAAUAGUUCACUGCAGGCACAAUUUACCUACAAUAUAUGAAGGUUUCAAAAUUUUUAAUGAUAUUAUGGAAGAAAAGAAGGCCAUAGUUUUGCUGCUAAUGUUUUGAACUAUUUGGGCACUUUCCUGACCACACAUCGUGAUCACAAGAACAGGACAGCACAAAGGACAGCCUUUUACCUUAAUUGGAACUGCAGUGAGGGACAAAUUCAUUGACAAAAAAACAACUACAACUGCCACCAGCGGCUAGGAAGCUCAGCUCAAUGGCAGCUAAAUGUCAAAGCAGUUGCCCAGCAAAAUGCAAAGUAAAAAACAAAAUGAUUCUAAAUUCGGGCUCAGAGAAUAUAUCCAAAUGUCUGAUGAGUUCCUGGAAACAGAAUAAAAAGGGAACUGCAAUUAUAUACUGCCAUGAAGAAUCUACUGAUGGAGCAACAGCAAGAAAAUGCAGCAUGAAUGUGGCAAGAUUUUAAAUGCUUGCAUGCACGGAUUGAAAGUCACCAAGAACACAUGAACAACUUCAUGAGGACCCUUCAAUUGGAUUUGAAAUGACUGCAAUUACAGCCUGAAAGUUUGCAAUCAAAGCAAAACUUCAAGAACAGUGGUUUUCAAACUGGGGGACUCACACCCUGGGGGUGGGAGGGUUCCGUUUUUUGUUUAUUCCUGCUGUAUUUGAAGAGUUUUAGCUAAAAUGAAAGGAAAGGUAUACAAAACUGUAGUGAGAUCAGCUAAGUUGUUUGGUCUAGAGACAGUGCCACUGAGGAAAAGACAGGAAGCAGAACUGGAGGUAGCAGAAAUGAGAAUGCUGAGGUUCUCAUUGGGAGUGACCAGGAUGGAUAGGAUCAGGAAGGAGUACAUCAGAGAGACAUUACAUGUUAGAUGCCUUGGAGAUAAAGUCAGAGAGGCCAGACUGAGAUGGUUCGGACAUCUCCAGAGGAGAGAUAGUGAAUAUAUUGGUAGAAGGAUGCUGCGUUUAAAGCUGCCAGGUAGGAGGCGUAGAGGAAGACCAAAUAGGAGGUUGAUGGAUGUAGUGAAUUGAAUUGUGUAUUGUAAACACAUGAAGCACUCCAAUAUAACUUGUACCAACCAUCGAAAUAAGUUAAAACCAACCACGAUGGUAUUGUCCCUUGAGAAGUUAUACUACUGUAAUUUAUAGUGGUUGCUGAGGUGUCAAGGGUGUACUGUACUUAUUUUUGUGAAAGUGUCCAGUGAGUAUAACUCACAAACUAAAUGAAAAAUUAUGUCACAUAUCGAGAAAUGUAUCAUCAUGAAAGAUGACCGUGGUUGUCGUUCCUUUAGCACGCCAUAGCAAUAGUGUGGCCAUAAUGCUUCCAAAAGGCUAACCGGAAAUCGUCUGUUAAUGACUUUGUAAUCGAUAUGUUCGCCAUUUCAGAGUUUGUGUGAAGACUGUUAAACAUGCUUGGAUUUUUGGUAGUAGCAAAUGGUUGUUGCGCUUGUGGAAAUGUGCUUUGUGACAACACUACACUACCAUAUUGAUGUCAAUAGCAUCUAUGGUGCCAUUCUGUGUUGACGACAUAGUCUAGAUAGUUUUUAAUCAUACGAUUGUCAUUGUAU